AUGAGAAUUUUUCGAGUUUUUCUUCUAGAGAUUGUCCUUUCGCAGCCUGAUCCUGCUUGCCAAGCGCCGCAAAAAGUAUGCAAUGGCAUAAAAGACUGUUUCCUCGGAGAAGAUGAAAUGAAUUGUCCAAUACAAAGCUCGACUGGAGAAGAAAAUUGUGUCAAUCUUUUUCGAUGCGAUAACAAAUGCCUGGAUAACUCAAAAGUCUGCGAUGGGAACCAAGAUUGCACCAACGGCAUGGAUGAAACUUUGUGCUAUUUUUACUCAAAUCCGGAAUUUUGGAUGACCGAAAGCGAAGGCCCCUGCGGACAAGAUCCAAAGUGUUCAAAUCCGCUCACUUGCGACGAUAGUUGCGAUUUGGUGGGAUUCUAUCGAUGCUACGAUGCAAGACAAAAUCAAGUCGAUGAUAGUUUUUGCGCGAGCGCCGGGCCCAACUACGUAAAUAAAAAAUGCAGUUCUUGUGUGGUGACUGAGCCCGGAAAUUUGGCAACUGGAAAUCAAGAAAAUGAAACUGGCGAAAACGAAGAGAAUGGUUCAUCAACUCGUUUUCUUUCCUUUCUCAUUUUUGCCUCAAUCGUCAUUUUACAAUAA
Molecule: messenger RNA, 591 nt
Organism: Oikopleura dioica
Lineage: Eukaryota; Metazoa; Chordata; Appendicularia; Copelata; Oikopleuridae
Source: the annotation of a GenBank genome assembly